Penicillium mononematosum is the source of this 2253-nucleotide messenger RNA. RefSeq lists its product as uncharacterized. The record is from RefSeq and is a predicted model, not a curated record. The transcript has 5 exons. Gene Ontology annotation, molecular function: oxidoreductase activity. The coding region runs from base 1 to 2253 and encodes 750 amino acids. NCBI's taxonomy places the organism in Eukaryota, Fungi, Ascomycota, Eurotiomycetes, Eurotiales, Aspergillaceae.
AUGCAUCGCCUUUUCCGUGCGGCUCCUAUAGCUAGAGUGACAACUGCUAGCUAUUCUACCCAUCCCACCCGAGAUCUAAGAACCUCCACUCUUGUACCCCUAAUCGAGGUUACCAAACUAGCACUCGCCUCUGAUGCCUCUCACUUGAGAGACGUAUAUGAGACUCUUGAAGCUAAAGGUGUUCUUCAAGUACAACUGGGGUUUAGUGACGAGAAUAGCACAUAUCUCCAGAGCCUGAUAUCCAACCUCCACAAAAAUCACCACCACGGUCUCCCAAUAUCCCACAGCGCCGAACGUGGUUGGUUCUGGGAUGUUCGGCCCUCCCCAGCGAGUUUUCAAAGCCAUGGACACCAAGCUCGAUCAGAGACUAUGUUUCGGUUCGAAUGGCAUACCGACUGCAGCUAUGAGGAGCAACCCCCACGAUUCUUUGCCCUUCAAGUCCUUCAGCCGGAUCGCUGCGGUGGUGGGACAUUAUCCGUGUUGAAUGUGGAUCGACUCCUCACCUUGCUUUCCCCUCUUGCACAACGAUGGCUCUCCAGCUGUAAUUACAAGAUCACCGUCCCUCUCGAGUUCACCAAAACUGCAGGGAAACAGCAUAUCGUGGGCAAUCUGCUCGCGGUGAACCCAAGGGGAAGUCUCGGUAGUCAAUUGCGGUUUCGGGAAGAUAUCACGAUUCCUUUGACUCUGGAUGCUAGCAAAGCCCUGGAUGAACUGAAAGAAAUUCUGUACAGCGGUGCCCAGGAAGAGACUCUCCAUCUGCCACCCCAGAGUCUCCCCCAAGGAUCAAUCAUCAUGAUGGAUAAUCGUCGAUGGCUACAUUCACGUAAUGAAGUCAAGGAUCCUAACCGACAUCUUCGGCGAGUCCGAUGGGAUGCGACACCCCAAAACCGGCGCAGUUAUAUCUCAAAGCUGAGCAACUGCUCCUCUUCAUGGCCAGUCGGAUCUUUGGAUGCAUCGUGUCCUUGCCCCAUGCUGAUCACCCAACGACAUGAUGAUGGCAUGAGAAACUUGCACCUCGCCCUGAAAUUGGCAAUCGGGGAUAUUGUCGGGCGAUGGUGGACAGAUGAUGAAGCCCGGUUUCCUCUGCGCAUGCCGUUGGAACCAGAAGAGGAAGACCUAUUGCGCUGGCUGGAUUCGAACCGAGACUUGCUUCCACCAUGGAAUGAGCGACAAGGAUCUUGGAGACCAGACUUUUUGGUAGAGAAAGAUGAAGCUGGUAUGGAGGUAUUCCGAAUUUGCGAGAUCAACGCCAGGUUCUGCUGGAAUGGCUACAUGCAUGCCGGAUUUGGUCAAGACUCACUUUCGGCAUUCAAUCUUGGGUCCCGGGGUCUGGUUCAUGCCGUGGAAGGUGAAACGAUCCUUGGUGGAUUGUUGGACCUAUUUGACAACAAGUUUCCUUUGCACCUUGUCAAAGGCGAAGAACAUGGGAGUGAUAUUGCGAUGUUUAUAGAAUUUGCUCAGAAAAGAAUUGGGAUAAAACCACGACUCAUAACUCCGGACACUCUCCGGCUCAUCCCAGAUCCCUCCCAGUCUGGGAAAAGGGGAUACAAGCUGUGCUGCCUCGCUGAACCAGAUGCUGUUGAAACAAUCACCACCGAGUCCGGCGAGGUCGUGGAAGAGAUUCACCAGAUUUCUCUCGAACUUCACCAGCGGGAGAUCAAUGCUCUUGAUCCGGAGAUGAAACGUCAGAUCAGCCUGCGGUGUUUCAACGAUAUGCGAACUAUCCUACUUGCCCAUGAUAAGAGAAUGCUGGGACUUGUUCUUGAAGAACUCACCAAUUUAGUCUUCAGGAACAUCAUCACUUCUAAACAGGCGGAAUGGCUUCAGCGAGGCUUAGCUCACACGAUUCUACCGGGGUCGACAGCCUUGGACGAAUUUAUCGAGAAUUGCAAAGCCUCGAAUGUGUUCCAAAACGACUACCUUCUGAAACCGAUCAGAGAUGGAAAAGGAGCUGGUAUCUUGUUUGGUGAUGAAGUGAAUCACUCCGACUGGCUAGCCCUGCUGGAGCCGAUGCGAUGUCCGAGACUGGGACCUGGGAAGACCCUCUACGUUGUGCAGCGCAAAGUUCACCAACCAUAUUAUGACGUGCCCUUGGGAUCCAAGGCCAAGCCAGAGCGCUGCCAUAUGGUUGGGACCUAUCAUGCAGUUAAUGGUCACUACCUUGGACUCGGAGCUUGGCGCUGUGGUCCCGGAAGAUUAUGUGCUGUAUCUAACGGGGCCACCUGGAUAUGUUCAGUAAAGGAGCGUUCCUAG